Molecule: messenger RNA, 1248 nt
Organism: Salvelinus namaycush (lake trout)
Lineage: Eukaryota; Metazoa; Chordata; Actinopteri; Salmoniformes; Salmonidae
Product: sushi, nidogen and EGF-like domain-containing protein 1
Exons: 10
Coding region: 1-1248 (415 amino acids)
Molecular function (GO): calcium ion binding; protein binding
Source: RefSeq, a predicted model, not a curated record
AUGGCAGCCGACCUGUAUAUGGAUGAGUGUCUGUCGGAGCCCUGUAAACACGGAGGAACAUGUGAGGACCAGCCGGGUUCCUACUACUGCCACUGCCAACAGGGCUUCAUGGGACAAGACUGUGAAAUAGAACAGGACAGGUGUGAGUCCAGCCCCUGUUUGAACGGCGGUGUGUGUUGGGGAUCCAGGAACAACUACCUGUGUGUGUGUAAAGAAGGAUUCUUGGGGGACCACUGCCAGUCAUUGGAGAAUCCCUGUGUACUGCAGCCGUGUGGGAACAGAGGCCUCUGCCAUAGCGACAGGAAAGGGAACUACAGCUGUGCUUGCAAAGUGGGUCACACAGGCAAGGACUGUGAGAGAGACCUGUUGCCUCCCUCUGGUCUGCAUGUACUACGGGUGGAGGAGGAUGAGGUGGUGCUGCGCUGGGACCUGCCGGACCCCUCCUCUCAGAGCCUGGUCAGUGGGUUCGCUGUGACCUACGCCCCUCUGGAUCUCCUGGGCCGCGGCAGUGGGACCAGGAAGACUGACUUCCUGGACAAGAAGCAGUCCACCUAUCAGCUGCAGGGCCUGGAGCCUGGUCUGCUUUACAACAUCUCUACCUUCUCAGUGAAACGAAACACCAACGGCAACGAUAUCAGCCAGCCAGCCAUCGCUCUCAUACGCACCAGGCCACGGCGGGUGGAUCAGCUGCAGGUAGUCAACGUGUCGUCCUCCCAGGUAUGGCUGAGGUGGCUGGUUCAGGCUGCUCGUCAUGCUACUGUCAGCCAGGUGCGCCUUUCCCUGGUCUCCUGGGACGGUAGUGGAGUUGGCACCGCUCUGCUCAACACCAGCACAAUGGAAUAUGCCUUCAGCUCUCUGCUCCCUGGUCAGAUGUACACGGUGGAUGUUCUAACUCAGAGUGGGAUCGGACCAGACGAGUCACCAUCCACCAGUCACUCUGCUGGACCGCUGCAAGUCUGGACCAGACCCCUCCCCCCUCAGAACCUGUCUCUGUCCCAUGUGACUUCCAACUCUGCCCUGGUGACGUGGGAUCCCCAUCCCAGGAACCUGCCAGACGGCUUCGUGGUCAAUGUGACGCGAGGCCUGAGCACCCGGAGUCGUUUCCUACCCAAUGGGAAGUUAGAGACGUAUACACUGAGAGAGCUUUCUCCGGGACAACACUACCACCUAGUCCUCAUGGCUGUUAGGAACACAGGACAGGAACACAUACACAGUGUACCACAACACCUGGCCUUCACCACAUUCUGA